GGAGGGAAGGUGUGUCAUUGGGUCUGACUCUGACGAAGGUUGGUCUCUACUCUCUAUGAAUAGAAAAACGGGGUUCGCGGCGCUGUGAGCGGAAAUAAUCACAUUUUACAGCUCAGGUUCGCAACAAACAAUUGGAUGGAGAAAGGCUGGUAGUUUUGGGGGGGCGUUCUAGAGGGUUCACACAAAGCGUGUUGCUGAGCUUCACCUUCCGCUAUUCACCGACUCAUGAAUAUAAAUUAAGUGGACUUAAAGAAACCGAAGUGCCAGUGCAUUGAGAUUCAAUAGCUACUUGAGACAGGCGAGAGAAACCAUUACCGGGCGACACAGUAUUGUUUCAGACAAACUUUGCAUCUGUUUCGCGAGUGUUUUAUAGCCCUCCAUCAUGGCAUUGAGAGGACCGCUUUCAAGAUUGUUGAGAUCAACGCUGAGUUCCUGUCAACAGAACAGAUCACAUUCUGUUGCGAUUUUGGGAGCUCCCUUUUCCAAAGGACAGAAAAGGAGAGGGGUGGAGCAUGGACCCAAAGCCAUCCGGGAUGCUGGUGUGGUGGAGAGACUUUCAAAUCUCGAUUACCCUGUGCAUGACUUUGGGGACCUGAGCUUCCAGCAUCUGGAAAAGGAUGAGCCCUUUAUGCACGUCCCAUUCCCGCGCACAGUCGGACGAGCCAGUAAGCUUGUGUCGGGAGCUGUGAGCAGUGCAGUGGGGGCGGGACACACCUCCAUUAUGCUGGGAGGAGACCACAGUUUAGCGAUUGGCUCAGUGGAAGGCCACGCCCAACAGUGCCCUGACCUGUGUCUGAUAUGGGUCGAUGCCCAUGCAGAUGUCAACACUCCUCUGACUUCACCUUCUGGAAACCUUCAUGGCCAGUCUGUGGCAUUCUUACUGAGAGAGCUGCAAGACAAGAUGCCAAAGGUUCCUGGGUUUUCUUGGAUGAAGCCUUUCCUGAGUGCCAGAGAUCUGGUUUACAUCGGCCUCAGAGAUGUUGAUCCAGGCGAACAUAUAAUUCUGAAGACUCUUGGAAUUCAGUACUUUUCCAUGCGUGAUAUUGACAGAAUGGGCAUUCAAAGAGUUAUGGAGGUCACACUGGAUCACCUAUUGUCAAGGAAGCAAAGGCCUAUUCACCUGAGCUUUGAUAUUGAUGCGUUUGACCCAUCUCUGGCUCCUGCCACUGGAACUCCUGUUAAUGGUGGACUGACCUACAGAGAAGGCAUCUACAUCACAGAGGAGAUCAACAACACGGGUUUACUGUCCGCGAUGGACCUGGUUGAAGUGAACCCCACACUGGGAGCGACACCUGAGGCUGUGGAGGCCACAGCUAGCCUUGCAGUUGAUGUCAUUGCAUCAGCUCUCGGUCAGACGCGCGAGGGUGCACAUGUCGCCUUCCAGAAAAUUCCAGAAUCAAAAGAGGACACUGAACUACGGCUGUAGUUCAGCAGAUAUUAACUGAAGACUUUGAUAAAAUAGUAUUAACCACUUUUGAGGACAAGUCAACGACUUUGCAUUCCAAAGCCUAAAACAACGAAAUGAGAGGUUUGCAGAGACUAAGACCAGACGAAAGCUUUUAUUCAAAGGUUUUUGUAGUCAUGGUCAAAAUAUUGUUUCCUCAGCAGUAAAGUGAUACGCACAUGGGUGAGAUUUGUUUAAUUGUUCUGAUAAACCCAGGGAGAGUUUAGCAGAAUGCAGAGACAUGAGAGUCUCCAAUAAACACAAACCACCCACUCAUUUCAGUUUGUCAAACAGGGCAAGAUCUAAUUUUUCUGUCUUAAUGUGGACUGAUCAAUUUUUCUGUCUUAAUGUGGACUGAUCUUUCUGAAAUAUAAAUAUUUCUAUUUGUAAUAGAUAAUCUUAUCGGGUUAGUGUGUAGCUACAGGUAAUAUUCAGAGAUUACUGCAGAAUAACAAAAGACUGAAAAAAAAAUGAAUCUAAAUCUGAGAUAAUUUUCGGGUAGAAUUUAGUGUCAGACGUAUUUAAUUUUACUAAUUGAAACCUGUUUGCACUUUUGGACCAGAUCUGGUUUGUUGUAUUAUGUUUGCUUUGUUUUUUAUUUUAAUAGGAGAGACGCUUUCAGUAGCUAAUCUAAUCCUGAGUUGGUUCGGUUAGAACUUGGUGACUUUUUUAUUAGUGUUUUAAGUAAGUUAUUUAAUUAUGUGGUUUGACAAAUCUGGAAUAAAUUCAUUUUGUACUCAUUCAGAUCUGAUUUCACAACCCCCCAGUAGCAUUUCAAAGUAACAUGUCAUUUCGGUUGUAUUUUCCUACUUCUUUGUAAAAUGUUUUGUCAUAAUAAACUAUUUUAUUGAA
This is a messenger RNA of Triplophysa dalaica, 2296 nucleotides long. RefSeq names its product arginase 2 (gene arg2). The record is from RefSeq and is a predicted model, not a curated record. The transcript has 8 exons. Bases 383 to 1426 code for a protein of 347 amino acids. Lineage: Eukaryota; Metazoa; Chordata; Actinopteri; Cypriniformes; Nemacheilidae. Gene Ontology annotation, molecular function: arginase activity; manganese ion binding. Gene Ontology annotation, cellular component: mitochondrion; cytoplasm.